Messenger RNA from Lichtheimia ornata, 489 nucleotides. RefSeq lists its product as uncharacterized. The transcript is spliced from 6 exons. NCBI's taxonomy places the organism in Eukaryota, Fungi, Mucoromycota, Mucoromycetes, Mucorales, Lichtheimiaceae. The coding region runs from base 1 to 489 and encodes 162 amino acids. The record is from RefSeq and is a predicted model, not a curated record. Gene Ontology annotation, molecular function: protein binding.
AUGCCAUCAUUACCUCUGGUUGCCAUGGCAGUUCUUGGUCCGGAAAAACGGUACAUUUACAUUCUUGGAGGCCAAGAUGAUAUGGAAGAUGUAAUGCUGAAGCUAAAUCGGCUCUAUAGCCUUGAUACGAAGACUUGGACAUGGUAUGAGCCCAACGUGCAAGGUCCAAAACCUGUAGGACGAAUGUUUGGCUCUGCUGUGUUUCUUAAUAAUGAGAGCUAUGCUGUGUUUGCUUUUGGGCAAGAGACAUUGGGUAUCUACAGCAAUGAUAUUGAUAAUAUCGUGACAGGCGAGGCGCACAAUGCAUCUGAAAUUCCAUCUGAUAGCAGCUUUUUCGGUGGUGGGGCUAUUGCUGGAAUUGUCAUCCGCAUGAUCCAUUUUAGUCUCUGGAACCUAAGAAAUGAUGAGCCUCGAUGGUUUGAAGCAUGUCGUUUGGCGCUCAAGGCGUUGUUGUUGUUUCUUUUUAUGCUCAAUCCCCGAUUGGUCUGA